Symbiodinium sp. CCMP2592 is the source of this 507-nucleotide messenger RNA. The record is from the annotation of a GenBank genome assembly. Lineage: Eukaryota; Dinophyceae; Suessiales; Symbiodiniaceae.
AUGGAAGGUGAGUGCCCAUCAACCUCAGAAGUUCACUCAGAAGUGCGGCUUCUGCAACUUGGACGCAACCUAGACAGAUGGAAGCAAAGGCUUUCGGCUGAUCUUGAAGGUGCUUGCCUCCAGUUUGCUGCCCUGCAGGUUGGCGACAGACUGUUGCAGGGGUCGGAGGAGUUCGGCCUGCACCCGGACAGCAUGGAAUGGCUCUCCUCCACGAAGAUGAUGAUCCGCAACGUCCCUGCACGCUGCACAGAGCUGGAACUUCGCGUCUAUCUCAGCACCCAAACGACCCACGACUUUGUCCUGGAGAUGCCCAAGACAAGCCCAGCAAAGUGCAAGGGCUACGCUUUUGUGCAGAUGGAUGACUCAGUCGCCCUUGCUGCCUUGGCAAAAGCCUUGUGGCAGCAGACUGUUCCCACCAGGAAGAGUGCUCGCGCAUUCAAGAUCCACCCCGCGGAGUCUGCAGAGAAGCUUCCUCUGAGCCUGGAGCCCUUUAGCUUCUUCGUCUAG